Scophthalmus maximus (turbot) is the source of this 562-nucleotide messenger RNA. RefSeq names its product gastrotropin. Bases 96 to 479 code for a protein of 127 amino acids. Gene Ontology annotation, molecular function: fatty acid binding. Gene Ontology annotation, cellular component: nucleus; cytosol. The transcript has 4 exons. Gene Ontology annotation, biological process: fatty acid transport. The record is from RefSeq and is a predicted model, not a curated record. NCBI's taxonomy places the organism in Eukaryota, Metazoa, Chordata, Actinopteri, Pleuronectiformes, Scophthalmidae.
AGGAGCAGCCUUGGUCCCAGUACCUUGCUUUUCCCUCAGCUUGCCUCAGCAUCUCUGCUCACACACCUCCACCCACCACCAACACCACCAAGAAGAUGGCCUUCGCUGGAAAAUGGGAAACCGAGACCCAGGAGGGGUACGACGAGUUCUGCAAGCUGCUCGGUAUCCCCGAUGACGUCAUCGAGAAGGGCCGCAACUACAAGCUGAUCACGGAGGUCACCCAGAGUGGCAACGACUUUGCCUGGUGCCAGAUCUACCCCACAAACGCCACAGUCACCAACAAGUUCACCAUCGACAAGGAGUGCGACAUGGAGACCAUCGGAGGAAAGAAAUUCAAGGCCACCGUGCAAAUGGAGGGAGGCAAGCUGAGCGUGACCUUCCCCAACUACCACCACACCUCUGAGAUCGUCGGAGGCAAGCUCGUCGAGACCUCCAAAGCUGGUUCUGUCAUGCUGAAGAGAACCAGCAAGAAGCUCUAACUGCAGAUCGACCCUUGACCUCUGUAACAUUAACAACAAUGACCUCAAAACUACUACAGUGAAUAAACGGAAGAUAACAUGAA